AUGGAGCUGGGAACCAAUUUGUUUCAAUUUAACAUCCCUAACCCUGAUGACAAAGUUAGAAUUGCUGAAGGUGGCCCUUGGAUGAUAGAUAAUCAAAUGUUAGUGUUGAACAGGUGGUCAGCAGGAAUAGAAGAAAAUUAUAAAGCUUUUUUGAACACACCUUUAUGGGUGCAAGUCUGGACUCUGUCAGUACACUGGCUAUCUAAAGAGGUAGGAAGAAAGAUUGGGGCAGUGUUCAAAGAAGUUAAAGAGAUGGUUAUCCCUCAGUCAGGGGGCAAAGAAGGUAGACAUUUGAAAAUUCUAGCCUUAACAAACUUGUCCAAGCCUCUGCUAAGAGGAACAAUGGUAAAAUUAGCAGGAUUUAUGAAGUGGGUGGCAUUUAAGUAUGAAAGAUGCCCAGAUUUUUACUACAACUGUGGGAUAGUAGGGUACAGUGAAAGAUCCUGCAAAGAGAAGAGAACCAUAAAUGGAGAAAUGGUAGAGCAGGAGAGAAUCGAGACUCAAAUAAAUGAAAGAUUGUUGGAAACUCUUAAGACCACUGAUAAGGAAGGAAAAAACAACCAGGACCCGAUGAAGGAAAUGGAGGAUAUGAGGAUUAAACAAGGUUUGGGAGAGCCACCAAUUGAACUGGGAGAUAAGGAAUCUGCACAAGGAUGCAGUAAGGGUUCCUUGUGCCUAGAUAAGGGGAAGCUAGAUCUCUCUCUAGUGAUACAGGCUGAGGAAGUGAAACAAAUCCCAACUGAGAUUGAAGAAAUGGAGGAGGACAGAGGUUUAGACUUGCAAGAGGAGGAUCAAGAAAAUAGAGUGAGAGUGAUUACUGUAGGGGAGUUAGUGAUCCAAUAA
Molecule: messenger RNA, 843 nt
Organism: Coffea eugenioides
Lineage: Eukaryota; Viridiplantae; Streptophyta; Magnoliopsida; Gentianales; Rubiaceae
Exons: 2
Coding region: 1-843 (280 amino acids)
Source: RefSeq, a predicted model, not a curated record